Trichoderma asperellum CBS 433.97 is the source of this 1749-nucleotide messenger RNA. Lineage: Eukaryota; Fungi; Ascomycota; Sordariomycetes; Hypocreales; Hypocreaceae. The record is from RefSeq and is a predicted model, not a curated record.
AUGGGCUCCUCUAAACUCACUCCAUCACCAUCUCCAGCCAAAGUAGACGGCAAAAAGUCGCGGGCCAAGCACGCAUGUCGCGAAUGCAACAUCCGCCGAGUGCGCUGCGAUGUGACGGAAAAGCAGCCGUGCUCGAAUUGUCUGGCCGCCGGGGCGAACUGCGAAAUCCUGCCAUCGCGCAGAGGAAGAGAUGUGCGGCCAGACGCUUCGAAUCCGCGAGACCAUGCGCCCCAGGAAUCUCAGGACUCUCAGGACCAAGAAGUUGAGGAAUCUUCACCGAGUCCAGUGCCGGGUACUCGUUUCUACGGCGAGUCAAACUUUCUCACUCUGGUUCCUAGCGACGAGGAGGACUUUUCAAGUCGAUCUCACACCUCAAGAGGCAACAACGCCAAUAGCCAAAAGCAGCGGUUCACAUUCCCCAUGCCGGCCACGCCACAGUCUACUUCUCAGACCACAGAGGGCCGUACUGAUAUCAGCGCCGGAACAAUGCGUUAUCUGCGCAACGAGGGUGCCCUAACUCUCCCGGAUCUUCGUAGCUGUUUACCAGCUUUGGAGGCGUACUUUACUUGGUUCCAUCCAAGUUGGCCCCUCUUGGACAGGGCGCAGAUAGCACGACGACUGGCAAAUGCCACCUCGUUCUCUUCAGUCGACAUGUCCCGGAUGUUGCUGCAGGCAAUGCUCUUCAUCGGAGCGACAUACUGCGACGCAGCAACAAUUCGGGCCAUGGGAUUCGAGGACAGAUAUCAGGCAAAGACUACAUUUUACACGAGAACCAGGAUGCUCUUUCACACCGAUUGGGAGAAGGACGAAACAGUGCUGAUUCAGUCGCUAUUCUUGAUGAGCUUCUGGAGAGGAACACCGACGGAUGUGAGAGAUGUGCGGUACUGGCUUGGAAUUGCGAUUACGCUUGCUGAGUCGUACGGGUUCCAUCGCUCAUCCCGUUCCAUGUCAAAAGAUUCACACACAGCUCGAAUGAGACGAAGGAUAUGGUGGUCAAUCUACGUAAGGGAGCGGCAAGCGGCUGCGUCUUUGGGACUUCCCAGCAGAAUCAGAGACGAAGACUGUGAUAUUGAGCCGCUCAGCCCAUCAGAUUGGGAAACGGAUAACAGUGGCCCCGACUCUCCCUUUGGCUCGUGUCUACCGGAGCACGUUACGUACGCGAUCAAGAUGGUGGAGAUUGCCAAGCUACUGGGUAAAAUCAUCGAUGUUCACUUUGUUCCUGGUAACGCUUCACUAUCUGUGACUUCUUCAAAUACUCUCCGAGAUCUCAACAAUUCUCUCGAAGCCUGGAGGACAAGCCUUCCGGAACACAUCAAAUACUCCCCAGAAGAAGGCUCAGAUUCUGUAUGGACAUGUCUCCUUCACCUCGCAUAUAACCAUCUCAAGAUCUUGAUCCACAGGAAUAGCUUCCUGCGCCUUGAAUCCACCACCCCUGGCUCACAAAUUGUCCUCAAAGCAGCUUGCCGUAUCAGCCGCAUCGCCGAAGACAUGUGUACUCAAGGAACACUCCGUUAUGGGCAAAUGCAUCUCAUCACAAGCAUAUUUUCCGCUCUUUGUAUCCACACCAUUACAAUCCGCCGAGGCACAGGCCUUACAAGGCGUCUUGCCGAACAUCGCGCUGAGACUUGCCUUCUUUGCUUGAAAGAGGUCCAAAAGUACUGGCGAAUCAACAAUAACACACUCGAUCUCUUUUUACACGAUAGACACACCAGCUGCAGACGCGAAUCUGCGCUCAAGCCCCCACGCUGA